AUGUUGCAAUCAAAACUACCCUUUGUAAAAGAAAAUUCAUUUACUAUUAAGAAAACAAGACCACGUAAAGGUGCUUCCUUUUCAGCGCUUAAAUUUUCAGGUGAAGAACUUGGACGUGAAUUUGGACCACGAUAUCAAACAAUUGAUGUUCGUAUUGGUAAUCAAAGAAUGACAUUAAAUAUUGCUCAAGGAGGUUGGACACUUGAUGAAACAACAAUCGAACCUAAAGAUAUAGCUACAUUAGAAAACCAAAGAUGUGAAUUAGAAAAAGACAAUGAUAUUCUUCGUACUAAACUAGACAUGUUACUUGAAAUGUUAGCUCAAGUUACUGCUGAACAAGAAUUACAAAAAGAACUUGAUCAAUAA
Molecule: messenger RNA, 366 nt
Organism: Rotaria sp. Silwood2
Lineage: Eukaryota; Metazoa; Rotifera; Eurotatoria; Philodinida; Philodinidae
Source: the annotation of a GenBank genome assembly